CUUAAUAAUGAUAGAGGGAUAUCAGUUUUAGGAACUUGGUCUUGAUGCUGUUGAGUGCGUGCCCCAAAAAUCAAAUUAAUGAUUAAGGAUAAAAAGAGAAGUGGAAAACAUUGACAACUUGACUCAUUGAAAAGAUGGGCCUUCUACUGUCAAAUUAAUUAACUGGUUAUUUUCUUCUCUUCUUCAGAAAGCCAUUUAACAUCAGCAAACAUGGGAGACUGGGGUUUUCUUUCCACGUUACUGGACAAGGUGCAGUCCCACUCAACGGUCAUUGGAAAGAUAUGGAUGAGUGUCCUGUUCCUGUUCAGAAUCAUGGUUCUGGGUGCUGGAGCGGAGAGCGUGUGGGGCGAUGAACAAUCUGGUUUCAUAUGCAACACGCAACAACCUGGUUGUGAAAAUGUCUGCUAUGACUGGAUCUUCCCCAUAUCACACAUCCGUUUCUGGGUCAUGCAGAUCAUCUUCAUCUCCACUCCAACUCUUCUGUACCUGGGUCAUGCCAUGCAUGUCAUCAGCCAGGAGAACAAGCUAAGAGUCAUACUGCACAACCAAGAAGAUAAUGGCAUGUUGAAGAAGCCCAAAUACACAGAUGAAGCAGGGAAGGUCAGAAUUAGGGGAGAUUUGUUGGGCAGUUACAUGACCCAGCUAUUCUUUAAGAUCAUUCUAGAGAUCGCUUUUAUUGUGGGCCAGUACUACCUGUAUGGGUUUGUCAUGGUCCCCAUGUUCCCUUGCUCCAAAUCUCCCUGUCCCUUUACUGUAGAAUGCUACAUGUCCCGUCCCACAGAGAAGACCAUAUUCAUCAUCUUCAUGCUGGUGGUGGCCUGUGUGUCUCUGGCUCUGAAUGUGAUUGAGGUUUUCUAUCUGCUUUACACAAGAGUGAGAUGUGGCGGCUCCAAGGGGCGCACUCAUCACACUACCUCAGCAGCGAACCCUGCCUCCCUCCGCUCCCAUAGGUGGUCUGGUCGCGUGGAUACUGAGAUGGACCCACUGAGACAGAACAAGAUGAACCUGGAGUUUGAGAGUGGCCAGAGUUUAGGGGGUAGUCUGGAUGGAGCCACACAAGAGAAAAGGUUGCUAGGUGACCACUAAAACACUUGAAAGUUAAUUAGCCAUGAUUGUACACUACCUGUUUUGCUUGCUUAUGUUUAUUGAUUUAAACGCAGUGCACUAGUAGUUCGUGUAUUUUAUGUAUUGAUGUCGAAUCUUUUGUAUUGUUGAAAAUCUGAAUGAAUACACUACCUGUUUUGCUUGCUUUUGUUUAUUGAUUUAAACGCAGUGCACUAGUAAUUAGUGUAUUUUAUGUAUUGAUGUUGAAUGUUUACUGUUCAAUUGUGAACUACUACAAAAUGAAAUGUUACCCCUAAAUGCCAAUACACCUUGAUAUCUGUGAAAUAGAAAUGUAAUUCAGUUAUAAUAUCCCAAUGGUAUGUUCUAUGUAACAUUUUCUGUCAUAGGAAGCUUUGGGAUUUUGGAAAUCUAUUUCCCCAGUCAGAUGAAUUUGUGGAUACUAUUUCUAUGUCUCCGUGUCCAGUAUGAAGGAAGUUAGAGGUAGUUUAGUGAGCCCAUGCUAACUAGCGUUAGCACAAUGAAUGGGAGUCUAUGGGUAUCUGCUAGCAUUGAGAAGUUGAUAAAGGGCCCCAUUGCCAAAAUCCAUACCACCUGGGGUCUUGAAAUUAUUUGUAUAUUGCCUGAUGAAUGUUAACAACCGAGAAAUUGUCUAUCCUACAAUACAAUCUAGAUAUGCAGUGUUUAUUUGUUUGAAGGAAUAAAUAAAAUAUAUUGUAAAAAAAAA
This is a messenger RNA of Salmo salar (Atlantic salmon), 1789 nucleotides long. The record is from RefSeq and is a predicted model, not a curated record. Lineage: Eukaryota; Metazoa; Chordata; Actinopteri; Salmoniformes; Salmonidae.